Messenger RNA from Exophiala bonariae, 609 nucleotides. RefSeq lists its product as uncharacterized. Lineage: Eukaryota; Fungi; Ascomycota; Eurotiomycetes; Chaetothyriales; Herpotrichiellaceae. Bases 1 to 609 code for a protein of 202 amino acids. The record is from RefSeq and is a predicted model, not a curated record. The transcript has a single exon.
AUGGAACCCCUGCAGAAUGAGCUGGCCGCAAGCAAGAAUUUGUCUCUCCCUCUUGAUAUACCGUCCGACUACGGUAAAUUUUGGAGCCUUAAAAAUGUGGAUGGCGGUUCUGGGAAUAUCGCGUCGGUGGACAAGAACUACACCAGUUGUAACCAGGGUGGAGGACCGUCAAUGGUGUCCGAUUGCUUCAGCGCGCUAGCCAAGAUGACGAAGAAUGGAGCCAUUAAUUCAGAUUUUGAGUAUGUUCCAUAUAUAUCUCUUGACGGCAGCUAUAUAGGCGCAGAGGCAUUGAGCCUGGUGAGGAUCCUGCCAUCUUCUUUCAUUCCCAAAGCUGACUACAAAUCCACGAAUCAGGUCUCGGGAAACUGCAGUAUCAAAGUCAUCUACGACGUCGAUUGGUGGCCAGACUACUGUGAAAGGUCCAUCACGUAUCUUGAAGUCAUUGCCGCUGCGCAGACUGUCAUUGCCGCUGCGCAGACUGUCAUUGCCGCUGCGCAGACUGUCAUUGACUGUUGUACGAACAAGGACGGGGUCCUUAGCGGUACCCAGAACAUCAGAAACGGGUUGUAUGCAUGUGGCUCCCAUCUGGAAAUCUCGCCCGUGGGCUGA